Molecule: messenger RNA, 2824 nt
Organism: Passer domesticus (house sparrow)
Lineage: Eukaryota; Metazoa; Chordata; Aves; Passeriformes; Passeridae
Source: RefSeq, a predicted model, not a curated record
AUGGUUGGAGACGUCCCCAUCGCAGGUGCCACCACCGUGGGAAAUGUCACUGUGGCAGAUGCCACCACUGCUGGAGAUGUCACUGUGGGAGAUGCCACCGUGGGAGACGCCACUGCUGUUGGAGAUGUCACCGUUGCAGGUGCCACCACCGUGGGAAAUGUCACUGUGGAAGGUGCCACCAUGGGAGAUGCCACCAUGGCUGAUGAUGUCAUGGGAUGUGCCACCUCUGCUGGAGAUGUCACCGUUGGAGACUUCCAUAUGGCAGAUGCCACCACUGUUGGAGAUGUCACUCUUGCAGAUGCCACCACCGUGGGAAAUGUCACUGUAGGAAAUGUCCCCAUGGCAGAUGCCACCACUGUUGGAGACGUCACCAUUGCAGGUGCCACCACCGUGGCAGAUGAUGCCAUGGGAGAUGCCACCACCGUGGGAAAUGUCACUGUGGGAGGUGCCACCAUGGGAGAUGCCACCAUGGCUGAUGAUGUCAUGGGAGAUGCCACCACUGCUGGAGAUGUCACCGUUGGAGAUGUCCCCAUGGCAGAUGCCACCACUGUUGGAGAUGUCACUGUUGCAGGUGCCACCACCGUGGCAGACAAUGUCAUGGGAGAUGCCACCACCGUGGGAAAUGUCACUGUGGGAGGUGCCACCAUGGGAGAUGAUGUCAUGGGAGGUGCCACCGUGGGAGACACUACCACCGUUGCAGAUGUCACCAUUGCAGGUGCCACCACAGAGGGAGACGAAGCCAUGGGAGAUGCCACCACCGUGGGAAAUGUCACUGUGGGAGGUGCCACCUCUGCUGGAGAUGUCACUGUAGGAGAUGUCCCCAUGGCAGAUGCCACCACUGUUGCAGACGUCACCAUCGCAGGUGCCACCACCAUAGCAGCCAAAGCCAUGGGAGAUGCCACCACCGUGGGAAAUGUCACUGUGGCAGAUGCCACCAUCGCAGGUGCCACCACCGUGGGCAAUGUCCCCGCAGAAGGUCCCGGUGUCCCCGGGGGUGGUCCCAGUGCCACUGUGGGAGGUCCCGGUGUCCCCUCGGUCCCCCGGUGUCCCCGGUGUCCCCUCGGUCCCCGGUGUCCCCGGUGCGGCCGGCCCCUCCCCCGCGUGGCCGCAUGGCCGGGCGGGGCCCUCGCUCAGGCCAGGCCGUGGCCGGAGGCGUCCAGCGGCGUCAGCAUGGCCAGCGAGCGGUCACUGCGGGGACACGGGGCCAGAGGCUGCUUCGGCAACCUGCUCAUCCCCGGCUUCGAGCAGCCCUGGGAGGACGCCCUGGCGCCGUACCCGCCGUCCUUCGCGCGGCCCCUCGAGGUGGCCAUCGGGGCCAGCGACGGCGCCAGCGACUACGGCAACAAGUUCGGGGAGCCCCUGCUGGCAGGCUUCGCGCGCUCCUUCGGGCAGGUGCUGCCCGGGGGGCAGCGGCGGGAGUGGAUCAAGCCCGUGAUGUUCAGCGGCGGCAUCGGAGCCCUGGAGGACGAGCACGUCCGCAAGGAGCCCCCCGAGCCAGGGAUGCUGGUGGUGAAGCUGGGCGGGCCCGUGUACCGCAUCGGCGUGGGGGGAGGGGCCGCCUCCUCCGUCCAGGUGCAGGGUGACAACGAGGCCGAGCGGGAUUUGGGGGCCGUGCAGCGCGGGGACCCCGAGAUGGAGCAGAAGCUGAACCGGGUCCUGCGGGGCUGCGUCGAGAGCGGCGCCGCCAACCCCGUCAGCUCCAUCCACGACCAGGGGGCUGGAGGGAAUGGCAAUGUCCUGAAGGAGAUCUCGGAGCCGGCUGGAGCCGUCAUCUACGCCAGCCGCUUCCAGCUGGGGGACCCCACCCUGAGCAUCCUGGAGCUGUGGGGGGCCGAGUACCAGGAGUCCAACGCGCUGCUGGUGCGGCCGGCGGCGCUGGCGCGGCUGCGGAGCCUGGCGGAGCGCGAGAGGUGUCCCCUGAGCGUGGUGGGGACGGUCACAGGAGAUGGCAAGAUCGUGCUGGUCGAUGACCUGGCCUCGCCGGUGCCGAGGGGGGGGUCCACGCGGGGCUCCCCACCCCCGUCAACCUGGAGCUGGAGUGGGUGCUGGGCAAGAUGCCCCAGAAGGAGUUCCACCUGUCGCGGCCGGGCGCUGCCGCGGCGCCCCCUGAGCCUGCCCCCGGGGCUGGGGCUAGCGCGCGGCGCUCGAGAGAGGGUGCUGAGGCUGCAGGCCGUGGCCAGCAAGAGGUACUCACAACAAGCCCCGGCCGUGGCCAGCAAGAGGUACCUCACCAACAAAGCCCCGGCCGUGGCCAGCAAGAGGUACUCUUACAAGCCCAACCCGACCCCGGCCGUGGCCAGCAAGAGGUACCUCACCAACAAGGUGGACCGCUCGGUGACGGGGCUGGUGGCCCAGCAGCAGUGCGUGGGUCCCCUGCACACGCCGCUGGCCGACGUGGCCGUGGUGGCCCUGUCCCCGUUCGGGGACACCGGCGCGGCCACGGCCAUCGGCGAGCAGCCGCUCAAGGGGCUGCUGGACCCCGCGGCCGGCGCGCGGCUGGCGCUGGCCGAGGCCCUCACCAACCUGGUGUUCGCCAGGGUGACACACCUCAAGGACGUGAAGUGCUCGGGCAAUUGGAUGUGGGGCUCCAAGCUGGGCUCCGAGGGCGGGGCGCUGGUGACCGCGUGUGGACGCGCUGGUGGUGGCCCUGCGCCACCUGGGCGUGGCCAUCGACGGCGGCAAAGGACUCGCUCAGCAUGGCGGCCCGCGUGGGGACGGACACCGUGAUGGCACCUGGCGCCCUGGUGAUCUCGGCGUACGCCGUGUGCCCCGACGUCACCCGCCACCGUCACCCCCCGACCCUCAAGUGUCCCGACGACGGAGG